This is a messenger RNA of Benincasa hispida (wax gourd), 1420 nucleotides long. RefSeq names its product putative 6-phosphogluconolactonase 4, chloroplastic. Gene Ontology annotation, biological process: pentose-phosphate shunt; carbohydrate metabolic process. The record is from RefSeq and is a predicted model, not a curated record. NCBI's taxonomy places the organism in Eukaryota, Viridiplantae, Streptophyta, Magnoliopsida, Cucurbitales, Cucurbitaceae. Gene Ontology annotation, molecular function: 6-phosphogluconolactonase activity.
CGUUGUGGGUGAAAUCAGAAGUGAAAAACAGCCCAUUUCCCAUUUCUUCUAUCUUCUAUUAUUAUUAUGGCUUCCGCGUCGUUCUCACUUCCUUCCACGCUUUCUAUACUCUCUUCUACUCUGUCAACAUCUCCUAAGCUUUCCUUUCCGCUUCACUCUCUCUCGGUUCCUUCCAAGCCCCUUGCUUUCUCCCUCAGCUUUUCCCAAAUUUUCUCUGGGGUUUCCCGGUUACAUCCCCCCAAGAAGCAGCUCGGUUCCAGAGCUCUUGCCUCCCUUACUGACAUGGCAUCCGAGAAGAGGGUUUUUGAUUCCGAGGAAGAUUUGGCUGUUUCUCUGGCCAAAUACACCGCCGACUUGUCGCAUCACUUUACUAACAAGAGGGGCGCUUUCACUGUGGUUCUCUCUGGUGGAUCUCUCAUCAAAUGCCUCAGGAAACUGGUGGAGCCACCGUAUGUUGAUUCAAUAGACUGGUCGAAAUGGCACGUGUUUUGGGUUGACGAGAGAGUAGUACCCAAGGAUCAUGUUGACAGCAACUACAAACUCGCUUAUGAUGGAUUUCUUUCUCAGGUGCCGAUUCUCCCUGGUCACGUUUAUGCUAUUAAUGACGCACUGUCUGUUGAGGGUGCAGCAGAAGAUUAUGAAACCUGCCUGAAGCAUUUGGUAAAUACCAAAGUGAUUGAUAUCUCAGCAGCAAGGGGGUUCCCAAAAUUUGAUCUUAUGCUUCUUGGUAUGGGCCCAGAUGGCCAUGUGGCUUCUUUAUUCCCAGGUCAUCCCCUUCUAAAUGAGAAUCAGAAGUGGGUCACCUUCAUCAAGGAUUCCCCUAAACCACCCCCAGAGAGAAUUACUUUCACCUAUCCGGUUAUCAACUCAUCGGCAUACAUUGCACUUGUGGUGCCCGGUGCUAGCAAAGCGGACGCCGUGUAUACUGCACUAGGAGGAGGAAGUUCUCAGAAUGCUGAAACAUUACCUGUUCAGAGGGUUGCUCCUGAAGGGGUUUUGACAUGGUUCUUGGACAAGGAUGCUGCUUCCAAGCUGUAAUGUAAAAGAGCUACGUCGAUCAGAAUGAGGGGUGUUAGGCUUGUGCAAUGCAUUUGAAUAAGAGAGUGAGUUAAUAAAUGAGAUUUGAUGUUUGAUAUAUGGCAUCAUCUGAACCUGGGGGCAAGUUUGUUGGGAGUUUUCUGUCCCAUUUGUUGAAGAGAGGGGGGCUAAAUUGAAUAGGCCUUGAGAACAUCCUAGACGAUCUGGUCUUUAGAUGAUGUAUGAUAAUGGAUUGGAUCCUCUUCUAUUAGGUAGGACUUUUGAAAGAGUUUAUUCAUCUUUGCUAUGUCAUCCCCUGUUUUUGUUUGAAGUUGUCUUGAAUGUGCAGAUGCAUCAACUGAAUUGUUAAAGAAAAUCAGAACACUUGAGUUUUUGGACUAAA